UCUACAUAUGGCGAAAGUACACAACCUGAAAAUGCAUUGAUAAAAAGUAAACAAUGUGGUAAUUGCGUUCAGUGUCAAAAUAAGGGUGGAAUAAAGUGGAGAUUUCCAAACAAGAUGACGACACUUUCGCCAUUUACGCCUCCUAUUGUGAAAACACUGUUAGGGUGGAAGAAAGGGGACAGUUCCGAAGUUGAUAAGUGGUCGGAAAAAGCUGUGAAAAGUUUAGUGAAAAAAUUAAAAAAGACUGGCGGACUCGACGAGCUGAAGAAAGCAAUAAGCACCCAGGAUACAUCUACAAAGUGCAUUACAAUUCCAAGUUCGGAUUUCAGGUCACUGGAUGGCCGGCUGCAAGUGUCCCACAGAAAAGGCUUACCCCAUGUGAUCUACUGCCGACUCUGGCGAUGGCCAGAUCUUCAGAACCACCAGGAACUACGGGCCAUAGAAUCGUGUGAGUGGGCCUUCCACAUGAAGAGGGAGGAGGUGUGCGUCAACCCCUACCACUACACACGGAUUGAACCCCCAGUCCUACCACCUGUGCUGGUUCCCCGUCACACAGAGGUACCAGACAAGAUGCCACAGAUUGAAAAUUAUGCCAUGACAGUUCCAGAAAACACUGAGUUCCCCACUGGAAACAAUGAGAUUUUCAAUCUUCCAGAGACCCCACCCCCAGGUUACAUCAGUGAGGAUGGUGACACAACGGACAACCAAGGCAUGGACGGAGUGGAUGUCCAUUCUCCAAGUCCCCCUAUUGAUGCUGAGCCAGUCUCCUAUAUAGAUCCUCCAUAUUGGUGCUCUAUUGCAUACUAUGAAUUGAAUAAUCGUGUGGGGGAGACAUUUCACGCCUCUCAGCCAUCGCUAACUGUGGAUGGAUUUACAGAUCCCUCCAACUCUGAACGCUUCUGUCUAGGACUACUCUCCAACAUCAAUAGAACACAGCAGGUGGAGAUGACACGCCGCCACAUAGGAAAAGGUGUGCGUUUGUACUACAUUGGAGGAGAGGUUUUUGCGGAAUGCCUCAGUGAGAGUGCCGUGUUUGUACAGAGCCCCAACUGUAAUCAGCGCUAUGGAUGGCACCCAGCAACAGUCUGUAAAAUACCCCCAGGUUGUAACCUGAAGAUAUUUAAUAACCAGGAGUUUGCUGCGUUGCUUGCCCAGUCUGUCAAUCAAGGUUUUGAGUCUGUUUAUCAACUGACCAGGAUGUGUACUAUCCGUAUGAGUUUUGUGAAGGGCUGGGGAGCUGAGUACAGGAGACAGACCGUUACCAGUACACCAUGCUGGAUUGAAAUUCACCUGAAUGGUCCUCUACAGUGGUUGGACAGAGUUCUGGUCCAGAUGGGCUCCCCAGGGUUACCCUGCUCCAGUAUGUCUUAAGGUGGUCCGUACAGGACCAGGGAAAGGGUCAAGCCUAUGGUAGUUUCGUUAAGCUGCCUAUGUUGCACAACUUUCUCUUUUGGAUUCAGAGCCUGACUUUUUUCACUCAAUAAUUUCCCAGAAAGAGGAAAAAUGAGUUAAUCUUAUCAACACAAAGUUCUGUUCAAUCAGAUAUAAAUCCUGUCAAAACAUGCAGUUAAUUGAUAAAUUAAUGUACAAGUAUAUUCAAAAGGUUGUAUCACUUUUUUAACAAUUAUUGCUACAGUUCAGUGAAUUUGAACCUAUCCCUUUUUUCGUAGUUGGUAAAAUUGCUAGGAUAAAUGCAAUGUUCUCUGCUGCCAGAUGAUAUGUUCAUUGUAUUCAAAAGCAUUAUACCAUUGUAUAAUCCAGUAUCAUUGUAAACAAACUAUGAGAAAUCCCCAAGAAUAUCCACUGAACUGGACAGAGAGUUUUACAGGAUUGAGAGAUAAGUGUGUUUGUCCUUAGUCAAGUGGAGGCUAUUUCUCUCUGUUGAUUGUCCUUAGUCAAGUGGAGGCUAUUUCUCUCUGUUGAUUGCCAUUUAGAUGUCAGGGUAAGCAUGCCUGGACUCCCAUAUUAGAACAAUGUAUGACAUUUGUACAUGUAGUAAAAUUAAGAAAUUGACUCACAUGUUAAUAAUAGUUUGUUGUAUUUUUAUUGAUAAUAGAUACAUAUUUAGUCUCAUACUUUUAUGUCUACCAAAAAAAAAGGAAUAUUCACUUUAUUUUGUGUGAAGUGGACACCUUGAACUUGAGGGUCCAUGUCACUGUAUCUAAAAAUGUGUUUUGAUAGAAAAGUGAAAUUAUACAUGAAAUACACUGUAGUAUUAUAUGUAGACAUUUGAUGCUAAUUUGUCACAACUGUAGUUGUUUCAUUAACAUGAAUUGUUAACUGAAGAAGGAAAAAGAUGGAUUUUUUCUGUUAUGUUGCCCUAUGAUGACAUUUUCAUACCGUGCAGUUCUUGUUAAACUGUACAAUUACGUCUCUUUUUACUGGUGCAGAUCUAAAUGUGGUAUUGUUGCCUUUUGUAGUUUUUGUGCGGUGAUGCUUUAAAGGUGGUCUAAGCCAGGUGGUCUAAGCCAGAUAAUAUAUAGUAUUGUCUUUCAUGUUCUUUCAACUUAAUACAGUAAGUUGUUACUGUAGAAUGAUUAUGUUUCCUUUUUUUGCAUCAAGAAUGAAGUUUGAAAAGUGAAGAUGGUUGUACAGUAAAACUCUUUUUGUUUAUUAUGAAUUAGAGUAAGACAUAUUGCAUAACAAUUCAAAGGAAUUGACACUUGAGUUCUUAAUGGGGAUUUUUUUUUCAACUAUAAAAGGUUUUUGAAGAAAAAUUAUUGUAUUACUUUAUAGAUUUUAUUUGAAUCUGAGUACAUUAUUUACGGCAUGUUUCUUGAUAUAGUCAUUGAUUUUGGAUGUUCACUAAAACCCAUCACAAAUGAAUGCUUUUGUAUGAUUUAUCAAUCAAGAUUAUAUAUGUUAAAAAAAAAAGUGUAGAAAGUUACCGUACAUGUGCAUAUAAUGACGUAUUCAAAAUUUAGUGCAAUCACGGAGUAUUCUGUGGUUGCUGCAAUCAUGAAUUAGUACUAUACAUGUCUGCGCCUUGCAUUGUAUUCAAGAAUGAUUUAUUAACGGUAUUUAUGAAUAAGCGCAUUGUUGUCUGUGCCAAAGCCACUAAAAUAUGAAGCCUGCCUUUUAUAAAUACACGCAUAGUAUUGCAGAUUUUUGUCUAUUUCUUUCAUGGAUAACGUAUCUGAAAUCAGAUUUGCGAUAAAACACAAAGGACAAUCCAAGUUUCAAUAAAUAUUUCAAAACCUGUCAUUAAAAUUCAAGUUUUUCUAGGAAUUGGAAUAAUGUCUUGAAUAGUCAUUUUCAAUGUACUGUCAACCAGAUCACAACUACAAUUCAAUUUAAGCAUUAUGAGUGAAUUAUAUUUCUCUAGUAUUUCCCAUUCUAUUUUUAUAUACAUUGGAAUUGUACAAACCAUUAGUUAUGAAGAUCAACAGAAAGGUAAAAAUGAACUUAGGCUUUUAAAAUUUAUUUUGUCCUUGAAAACUUGCAAAAAUUUGGGGGGGGGGGGAUAAUUAUUGGUUAUGAAGUUGCACAUACAUCUAAAUUUGUACCAAGUUUAUUUUGAAAUAGCAUUCAGGAAAGUUGUCUUUGCUAUGUUAAAAUUUUGUUAAUACAAAAAAAUCACUCUACAUGUAGUUCAAACAGAAAAGAGUUUUUUUGUAUUAUGUAAUUUGAAUGAAUGGUGGUGAUCGAAGUGUAAUUUUUUGUAAUCUCACACUUAACAAAGAAAUAUGAAUGUAUAAGAAUUUAAAAUACUGUGCAUAAUGUAAAAAUUUUAAUAGAGGUCUUUUUUCCCCUAUAAUUGAUAAACAUUUGAUAUCAUUAGACUGUUUAUCACCCCAUAUUUUGAAUCAUUUCACUUAGUUAAGCUCGAUUAGAAAUUAAAGAGGCAUUGUAGAUAUCAUUAUUUCACAAACUGCCAUGUGCACCAUUGUUUGUCAAGUAGUUUAGAACUGAUAAAGUAACUGUCUGAUCCGCCUGGCUUAUGUUUAAUGUGUGAAGAAGCUUAAUUUGUGAUAUCAUUUUCCCAUACUCCCUCUUCCCUUUGUUUGGUAUCGUGCAUAUAUUUGCUACAUGUAUAUUUCAUGUUUUAUGUUAUUAUCGUAGCUGAAUUAAAGGCUGAUGUUAAAGAAAGUUU
Messenger RNA from Saccostrea echinata, 4093 nucleotides. RefSeq names its product mothers against decapentaplegic homolog 3-like. Lineage: Eukaryota; Metazoa; Mollusca; Bivalvia; Ostreida; Ostreidae. Bases 115 to 1371 code for a protein of 418 amino acids. Gene Ontology annotation, molecular function: I-SMAD binding; DNA-binding transcription factor activity, RNA polymerase II-specific; RNA polymerase II cis-regulatory region sequence-specific DNA binding. The transcript has 9 exons. The record is from RefSeq and is a predicted model, not a curated record. Gene Ontology annotation, biological process: transforming growth factor beta receptor signaling pathway; SMAD protein signal transduction; regulation of transcription by RNA polymerase II. Gene Ontology annotation, cellular component: heteromeric SMAD protein complex.